CUGACCAAUCUUGUCUGUGCAUGCCUGUGUUCGCCUGCAACUACUCAACUUCUGCUCAAAAUCCUGAAACAUCUGAGCAGAGAACUCUCUCUCUGCAGAGCAGUCAGAAGGAGACAGAAUUACCUAAAAUUUGCAAAAACCCUGACGGUUAUUCCCAUGCCCCAACAUGCAGACUGGAUAUACAAGUUUGUCUGUUUCAGUGAUAUACUUGUGGCUUUUGAUUUUAGUUGAACUUGCAAAAGCAGAGCAGAACAUGGAGGGGAACACAACCGCUUCUCAGAAACCCAUCCGUCAGUCCCGGUUUCUUUGUUCUGGUGAACAGGAGUAUGUUCACAAGAGAAAAAAGGUUGUUCUGGAGUCACUCAGCAGCCUAGGAAUCAACUGUAGUGAAGAUUCGGUUCCCCACAUCACUCUGUUGGCAUCAGGUGGGGGUCAGAGGGCAGCUGUGGGUCUGGUGGGGUCCCUCUAUCAGAUGGCAAAGGACGAUCUGUUGGACACUGUGCUUUACCUUGGAGGAGUUUCUGGAUCAACGUGGUCCAUGUCCACCAUCUACAGUGACCCACAGUGGAGCAUCAGCAUGGACGCAGCAGUGUCCCAGCUGUCAGGUCCCGGGGUGGAGCUGCAGGAGGCUUUGGCCUGGUUGGGUGAGAGGGCGAAGGAGGAGCACUUCUCCCUCACUGAUAUCUGGGGAGUCUUAACUUCUGCUGGGAUCAUGAAACAGAUGGACUUACGGCGUCUUUCAGAUGAGGCCAGCAGAAAUGCCACUAACCCUUACCCCAUCUACAGUGCUACAGAGAAGUACUGCUUCUCAAACGGGCCCAUAGAAGGGAAAUGGUUUGAGGUGAGCCCUCAUGAGGCGGGUUUUACAGAAUUGGGUCUCUUCAUUGAAACGUCUCUCCUGGGCAGCAAAUUCGAGGGAGGAGAGCUGCUGGAGCGGAAGCCAGAAAUGGACAUGGUCAAACUUCAAGGUGUUCUUGGUUGUGCGUUAGCUCAUGAGGAUGCGAUCAAAGACUUCCUCCCCCCCUGGCUGAAUGUGCCUGGACAGGUAGAUGGCGCUGCUGAAGAGUACAUGCGUGUAUACCACGCCCUUGUAACAGUAGUAGCCAUGACCAGAAGCACCGUAAAGGAUCCUACUGCUCUCUCAGACCUCGAUAACCUGCAGAAAAUACUAGAAGAAAUGUUCAAUGAUAGUCAGUCAGCAUGGCAAGUGUCAAAGAGUUCAGAGGAAAGAAAAAGUCUUGCUCAGCAGUUGAGUCUGAAGCUGCUGAAUGAGGUAGAGAUCUGGAGCCAGGGUCUAGAAGAAGGAGCUUUCAAGACACAUGUCUCUCUGCUUAUUUCACAAGUUCUUCCCAAGAUUAUGAAAUGGGAGUGGGGAACUACAGAAAACUUCCUCUACCAAUACCAAGAUUCCACAGUUCCACCAUGCCUCGUCACUAAAGACAGGAUCAACCUGAUAGACGCCGGGCUGGUGAUCAACGUAGCCUACCCUCCAUUUCUGGGAAACAAGAGAGAUAUAGACCUCAUCAUUGCACCCGAGUACAGUGCUGGAAAUAUAUUUGAGACACUGACCUUUGCCAGAGACUAUGCAGCCGAGGUGAAUAAAUCUUUCCCAGAGAUAGAUGACAAAGUCCUUGAGGAGAGAGAAUGGCCAAAAGACUGCUACGUGUUUGAGGGAAAUGAGACUGAGCUCUCCAUCAUUUAUAUGCCACUCUUCAACAGAAACAACUGCAAAGAUGCAGAGGAGGUCAAAGCAAGGAUGGACGAGUUCUCCACCUUCCAGCGUCCCUUCAGCCAGGACAAGAUUGAGUUUGUGUUGGAGACAGCGAAAGCCAACAUGAAGAACAACAAGCACAUUUUGCUAAGGGAGAUCAACAAGGCUGUUCUCCGCAGGCAGAACAAGAGGAAGUCUUUUUUGCCAGCAUGCCCUUUAGUCUAGUUUCUAGCAUAGUGAACCCGGACAUGUUGAGUACCCCAGAGUUUUAUGAUAGAAAUGUAUGGUAUGUUGCCUGUACAUAGAAACUGCUGGAUGAUAACUUGCAUACGUUGGGUAAUUUGCACAAUUAUCAUAGGUUGGGUUAGUUGGCAGUAAUUACAGCCUAUGUUAACAAUAGUUAAAAUGGCUUGGCUGAUUUUGACAAUUUUGGAGUGGUUUGGGGGUUAUUGAGGAUGUCCAUUUCUGACAUUUUCAGGAUCAAAAAUGGCAGCUUAAACCAGAAAGUGGCCAUAUUUGUUCUCUCGGUGGACUGAUGACUAUACCAUGAGUAGUUUUGCGACCAUUGGAUAUGGAGAGCAAAAGAUGAGAUUUAUAAUCUCUACUGUGGACAAUUUAUUUUCAAACAGAUAAGCAAUCCGUCCAAUCCAAAUGAUCCAGAGUCCCCUAGAUCUUAAAAAUCUACCCAAAAUGAAUCAAAAUCAGCCCACAGUAGAGUAAGUUGUUGACAUAAUUGUACUUUUCUUGAGAUAUUCCAUUUAAUCAUACUCUAUACAUUUGUAUUCUACUACAAUUGAUUAAAGCAAAUAUUAUCCUU
This is a messenger RNA of Eleginops maclovinus (Patagonian blennie), 2528 nucleotides long. RefSeq names its product cytosolic phospholipase A2 gamma-like. Gene Ontology annotation, molecular function: calcium ion binding; calcium-dependent phospholipid binding. Gene Ontology annotation, biological process: glycerophospholipid catabolic process. Gene Ontology annotation, cellular component: nuclear envelope; nucleoplasm; cytosol. NCBI's taxonomy places the organism in Eukaryota, Metazoa, Chordata, Actinopteri, Perciformes, Eleginopidae. The record is from RefSeq and is a predicted model, not a curated record. Bases 167 to 1936 code for a protein of 589 amino acids. The transcript is spliced from 14 exons.